AUGAAAACAACAACAUACAGUCGCUGAACAGUUCCCCAAUCGACGGAAGGCUCUUCGAUCUAUGCAGCGCGUGGCCGUCUUGUCCCACGUGAAGGCGAGCUCGGUGCCGCCGAGUCUGAGCAGCAGCGGUGUGCGGCGCAUCGCGUGGAAGGGUGGCAAGAUCUCGUCCAAUAAGGAGGAGGCGCUGCAAAAGUUCUACCAGCGCAAACUGCGGGCUGGCGACCACCUCACGGCGCAGCAGAUUAAGGCCAUGCAGCCAACGCUGGACGUCAAGCUGGACCUUGACGCGGCGCACAAGAACCCCAAGAAGCUGCACGCGACCCACCGACCACAUGCCAAAGUGACGGCGAGUGGGAACCGCACAGUGCUCAAGACAGGCCGCGUACUUGGACCCAAGCUCGACUCGAAGCAGAAGGUAAAGAAGGCAGCCAACAGCAACACCAAGCAGCAGGCUGCUCGCCAGCCCAAGACGGUCGUCAAGAUGCCGCCAAAGCGGACGGGGAGCCCUUCCAUCUCGCUGGAAGACAAGCUGGACCUCCCACUGGAUGCUCUAGUAGGUGGCAAGAGCAAACGCAGCAAUAUCAUGAAGCGGAGGUGAAUGGAAUGUGCAGGAUAAAGAGGCACGAGCAGAGGAAGAGCAGGGUUGGAGAACUCGAGGAAGAGAGAAGACCGCUGUCCUGCGGCCGUGCGUGUGAAGGAAUAAAUACUACACUUGCAUAUCGAGAGGGCAGACUAGAGUGUGCUUCCAUCCUCCGCCACUGAAGCCCCGUCUGGUCGGGAUAAGAACGACGCGGUCGUUGGAGAACGAAACGCGAUCUUCAGAGCUUGUAGCAACGUCGAUACUUCGAUCACAGUUAGCGUAUUGGCGAACUUCUUACGCAAAGCGCGGCGUGUGGCCUGGUCGUGCUCCUUAGGGAUCACACACACCUCCAGUCCAAUUUUCUGCGCUGCCGUGAGACGCGACUCGAGCAUUUUAACUGGUCGCACGUGGCCUGACAACGACACUUCUCCUAGAAAGGCGGCACGUUCCAGUACAGGACGACCGAGAACAGAGCUGGCUAAAGCCACAGCUAGCGCCAGAUCUGCUGCAGGCUCUUGAAUUGUGUAGCCCUCCGCGAUAUUCACAAACACACUUUGGUUGCGACAAGAAACCCUCGCUCUCUUCUCCAGAACCGCGAACAACAGCAACAGUUUGUCGAAUGCUACACCCACACCGCGUACACGAGAGAAGGACUGACCGCCACCCCGUCCAGCGUCCACGUUGUACUGUGUUCGGUUCGCCAGGGCCUGGAUUUCGAGGGGAAUGGGACGCUUGCCUUCCAUCGCAAUGGUAACAGAGCAUCCGUCAAGAGGCUCAACCUCGGUCUCUUCACCAUUAUCAGGAUAAUCGUCAUCGUCCUCAUCAUGAGAUGACACAAAUGCCAUGAGGGGAUUCGGUAGUGGCUGGAGACCUUCGUCCAUCAUGUUGAAGACUCCGACCUCACUGGUAUUGCCGAAUCGGUUCUUCUGACACCGAAGAAACCGCCGUGCGCUUUGUGGAUCGCCUUCUAGCUGCACCACGGUGUCUACGAUAUGCUCCAGCACCUUGGGACCAGCGAUAUCUCCACUUUUGGUCACGUGGCCGAUCAGGAUCACUGGCACGUUGCGUGACUUGGCUAGUCGAAGUAAUCGAAGAGUGCACUCUUUCACUUGGUUCACUGUACCUGCAGGUGAGGGGAUGUCUUCUGCGUAGACAGUCUGAAUGGAGUCGACCACUACAGCCCCAAAUCCUUGAUAUUCAUCGUCACCCAGUUCACGUCCAUUUCCGCCUUCCAGUAACCGGAACACCGAGUUCAGAUUGGUCUCACUGGCCACGAACAGACUGUCACUCACAGAUCCGAGGCGUUCUGCACGCAUCCGCACUUGUAGCACACUCUCUUCACCGGAGACGUACAGCACUCCACGCUCACGCAUCGCCGACCCAUUGGCCAACAUGUUUGCCAUUUGUAGGGCAAGCUGUGUACAGAUAAAACACCAACACACCAUAGUUUCUAAUCAGCACGUAGCUUAGCAUCCAAUCCAUUUAAUGCAGUGUUCGUACCGUACUUUUGCCGA
This is a messenger RNA of Phytophthora nicotianae INRA-310, 2094 nucleotides long. RefSeq lists its product as hypothetical. The record is from RefSeq and is a predicted model, not a curated record. Lineage: Eukaryota; Oomycota; Peronosporomycetes; Peronosporales; Peronosporaceae. The transcript has 2 exons. Bases 62 to 598 code for a protein of 178 amino acids.